Messenger RNA from Penicillium crustosum, 304 nucleotides. Its product is annotated as mitochondrial 54S ribosomal protein bL33m. Gene Ontology annotation, cellular component: mitochondrion; ribosome. The coding region runs from base 34 to 276 and encodes 80 amino acids. Gene Ontology annotation, biological process: translation. The record is from RefSeq and is a predicted model, not a curated record. Lineage: Eukaryota; Fungi; Ascomycota; Eurotiomycetes; Eurotiales; Aspergillaceae. The transcript is spliced from 2 exons. Gene Ontology annotation, molecular function: structural constituent of ribosome.
AACUCGACCAAGCAACCAGAGACGCCGCCAAAGAUGGCCAAGAAAGAACCGGGCACCCCCGGAUUCUUUUGCGGCCGAUGGCUAACAUCGUUUUUCCCCGACACAGCGAAGUCCCGUACCAUUGCCGUUCGGCUGAUCUCUAUGGCCAUGACGGGCUACUACCGCACGAUGAUCCGGCCCCGUGCGCACCGUCCUCUCAGCAUGAUGAAGUACGACCCUGUCGUUAAGAAGCAGGUGCUGUUCCUUGAGGCGACCAAGGGUGGAAAGAACAAAUAAGCUAUUCGAUUUUGGAUCUGAGCUCUGC